CACAUAAACAUUCAAUCCCGUGAUCAUCAUCCCCCCACAUGCAGAAAAACGAAGGAUAAGGGAUUUGCAUAGAAGCUAACGCACAUCAUGCGGAAAGUUGAGGUAUCCGAAGAUGAAGAAUUGGGCGAGCUGGAGGAUAAGACCGAAGCCCUCACCCUUCGCUCAAAACGUACUGAGAGGGCUCGGAAAAAGCAGGCAAAGAGAGUCAAAAAGCCCAGUCGCGAUUCGCAAGAUCUCUUGAGCUUGCCUUAUGAGCUCGUAUUAGAUAUAUUGGCUCUACUUCGUCCAAGCGAUAUUUUUAAUCUACAACGAGUUAAUAGAGCCCUCCGUCAGUUCAUUGUCCAAGAGGAGCACCGGAUUUCAAGAGCUAUCACUAGUUGGCGCUACGUCUGCCUGGAUAAAUGCUUUAGAUUGCCUGUGCUUAUGGAGAAUAUCAAUCCCAGUAUUCACGCGGUUAUUCAAAGUCCCGAGCGACAGGAGCUCCUCGUCAUCCAUAAGAAGCCUUAUCAACACAUCCAAUCUCCGAAUCCUUCGGAAAUAUGCACCUGUCUAACAUGCUUAUUGCGAUGGUCGGCGCUAUGCUUGAUUGUCGACUUCGCUCACUGGCAGCGAAACCUAGAUAUCGGAGAGCCUAUUCCCAUGAUUCCACGAGGCAAGCAUCCGACUUGGAAUCAAAGCCUGAUGGAGUCUAACGCGGCUAUUGUGCGCAAAGCCCUGCGUAGUCCACUGUGGCACGCACGGCUUUUGGAAGCUCACUUAGACUCGACGGCGAGGUCCAUCAGUCGUCACGCUGCGAACAAGGGUAAUAAGAGACGGCGUUUCCGCAUGUCGAAAGAAGACAUGGAGUCGGGUUCAGACUUGUUCUUAGAGAAGAGCGGACCGCCGAGCUUUGACUUUCCAUUUCACAGAGACAACUAUUACAUGUUGGAGGCUUACCUCCCGAACAGAGGGUGGAGUGCAGAAAAUAACAGAUGGAUGUAUGUGCCGGCGGAGCAACAUGAUAUAGAUAUUCAGUUUAUCGUUAACUGGGCGAAAAGGCGACAAAAACCAGCUUCGGGGUCGGAAAACUAGAUGGUAUGAGAAGAGGAAAGCUCGAAAUAACAUCUUCUCCAUUGUUGCUACUAGUUUCUUCUCAAUUUAAAGCCGGUUAGGACCAUCAAAUGCAACGCCGUAGACCCCUUUUAUCCCCGGCUACGCCUCGGAGUACCAAAUACAGUCGCACCAUUCACCCCUCGAGAGUAGACAU
Messenger RNA from Daldinia decipiens, 1246 nucleotides. RefSeq lists its product as uncharacterized. Lineage: Eukaryota; Fungi; Ascomycota; Sordariomycetes; Xylariales; Hypoxylaceae. Gene Ontology annotation, molecular function: protein binding. The transcript has a single exon. Bases 88 to 1071 code for a protein of 327 amino acids. The record is from RefSeq and is a predicted model, not a curated record.